Messenger RNA from Camelina sativa (false flax), 1900 nucleotides. Its product is annotated as Alkaline-phosphatase-like family protein. Gene Ontology annotation, cellular component: vacuole. The record is from RefSeq and is a predicted model, not a curated record. Lineage: Eukaryota; Viridiplantae; Streptophyta; Magnoliopsida; Brassicales; Brassicaceae.
CAGAUUCAGAUCCAUCGAAAACGUAAUGUGGAGAAGUCGCUACUAAACUACUCCCAAGUACUAAACUCACAUCUCAUUGUGUUUCUUUAAGACUUUAACUCAAUCAAAAGAUCUGAACUAAAAAGUUUUCAACUUUCUAUAAUUUGAGUAGAAGAAAGAAGCAUCAGACCGAUUGGUUAAGGAGAAGAGGAAUCAAUGAUGUCAGGCGACACAUUAUCAUCGAAAAAAAACAAAUCCUCACCAGAAGAAGACCAAGACCAACCAAGCCAAUCAAUCGCACUUCUCAACAACAAUCACACAACUCCAUCCGAUUCUGAUUCUUCCACCACUAAGAGUAUCUCAAGCUGCUUCAUCUUUUCAUCUCUCCUUCUCGUCACCUGCAUCGCUCUAUCCGCAGCUUCAGCUUUCGCAUUCCUCUUCUUCUCUUCUCAAAAACCCGUCCUUUCCUUAAACCAAGUCUCAAAGUCUCCAGCUUUCGACAGAUCCGUCGUUGCUCGUCCUCUCAAGAAACUCGACAAGCCUGUGGUUCUUUUGAUUUCCUCUGAUGGGUUUCGUUUCGGGUACCAAUUCAAGACCAAUCUGCCGAGCAUCCACAGAUUAAUCGCCAACGGAACCGAAGCCGAGACUGGUCUCAUCCCUGUUUAUCCGACAUUAACUUUCCCUAACCAUUACUCCAUCGUCACAGGUUUGUACCCAGCUUAUCAUGGAAUCAUCAACAACAGAUUCGUUGAUCCAGAAACAGGGGACGUCUUCACAAUGUCUAGUCACGAACCAAAGUGGUGGUUAGGUGAGCCAUUGUGGGAAACAGUAGUCAACCAAGGGCUUAAGGCUGCUACUUACUUCUGGCCUGGCUCUGAGGUACACAAAGGCUCUUGGAAUUGUCCUGAAGGUUUCUGUCAAAUCUACAAUGGCUCUGUUCCUUUUGAUGAUAGGGUUGAUACUAUCUUGAGCUAUUUCGAUUUGCCUAGUAGCGAAAUACCUAGUUUCAUGACUCUUUACUUUGAAGAUCCUGAUCAUGAAGGUCACCAAGUUGGCCCUGAUGAUCCUCUGAUCACUGAAGCUGUAGUUAACAUUGAUCGGUUAAUAGGAAGAUUAAUCGAUGGGUUAGAAAAAAGAGGGAUCUUUGAGGAUGUGACAAUGAUUAUGGUUGGUGAUCAUGGAAUGGUUGGCACUUGUGAUAAAAAAGUAGUUGUUCUGGAUGAUUUAGCUCCUUGGAUCACAAUCCCUAGUAGUUGGAUUCACUACUACACACCGGUGCUAGCGAUUCAACCACCUUCAGGGCACAAUGCAGCGGAUAUAGUGGCUAAGAUAAACGAAGGGUUGAGCUCUGGUAAAGUAGAGAAUGGUAAGUACUUGAAGGUUUAUCUCAAAGAGGAUUUACCUAGCAGGCUGCAUUACGCAAACAGUGACAGGAUCCCGUCUAUCAUAGGACUAGUGGAUGAGGGCUUCACGGUAAAGCAGAAGAAAAGUAAAGCCAAGGAAUGUGGUGGAGCUCACGGGUAUGACAAUGCCUUCUUUUCCAUGAGGACUAUAUUCAUCGGGCAUGGUCCUAUGUUCGCAAAAGGAAGGAAAGUGACUUCUUUUGAGAAUGUUGAGAUAUACAAUGUGAUCAGUUCGAUUCUAGGACUCAAGGCUGCACCAAACAAUGGAUCUGAUGAGUUUCCUUCACACGUUCUCUUGCCGUGCGCGUAAGCAAAGUAGGGUAAGUUCAUUCUUCUGUCAAUAAAAGGCAGUUUAAGCAUUUGAUCUGUUAGACUUUUUAAGCGUUUUGAUAUGUAUGCUGUUUUUGUACGAUUUCAACUAGAAGUUGUACUAGACUUAUUGUAAUAGUAUGGAUUAUGUAAUCGUUAAAACUUGUUUUUGACAUUUGAUGCCAAGAUUGGAUGCUUUUUUUCUUUCA